CUGAACAUAGCUAUCACGUCUGUUGAGAGCAACGUAGUAAAUAUUCUCAGCGUGUGUUGACCAAGGUUGGCGCUGCAAGCAAAACCCGGAAACAAGUUAUCGCCGCGUUUCUCUCUGCCUAUUUGCAGCGCGUAAGGACACGGUGAUGCAGGCACUCGGGUCAUGCUCGCAGCGCAGCUGCGGGCUGCGGGCAAGCCGGCAGGGAGGUGGAGGAGCGGCUGCGCGUUGCGGUCGCCAGGCACCUCCGAUGGUGAUGGUGCGUGCCGGGCCCCAGGGCCCCUCCUCGCAGCCCCCCUCCCCUGCGACCUCCCCGCCCGCCUCUGCGCCUGCCUCCGGCGCCCCACCUGUACGGGCGCCCACGGACUGGGCGGCACGCGGCCGGCAGCGCACCCGGGGCGAGGUGGUGGCGGCGGGUGCACGGCUGGGUCUCAAGGCUGCUGACGUGGAGUCGGCGCUGGACGACUUCGAGUCGUUGCUGCCGCAGCUGUGCAUCAGCCUGGAGCUCAUGCGGGCCAGCGAUUGGGCCCGGGUAGUUGUGGAUCCGGAACUGGCGUCCAAACUGGUGCUCAUCAAGGUGGCCUUCCCCGCGCUCAAUGUCGAGGACCUGCUGACCAAGCACCCCCGCACGCUGCUGUGGAGCAGGCAGACCCUGGAGAAAAACAUUGGCGAGGUGUCCAAGGUGCUGCACCAGCUGCCGCGGCCCGAGGUGGUGCUGGCGGUGCUGCCCGAGGUGCUGGACCCCAAGCAGUGCUUCAGCGUGGUGGCCACCCUGCGCAAGUGGUUCCCCAAGAGGGACCCGCUGGAGGUGCUGCAGGCUGACCCGGACGUGGUCCGCCGCGCGGAGCGUGUGGACGUGCCCCUGGAGCCGGUGUUCUUCGACGCCGCCACACAGACCUGGACCGCGGCGGGGUACAGCCGGGAGAAGCAGGAGGAGUGGCAGGUGUACAUCGAGAAGGAGAUCUACAAGCGCAAGCCGCAGCCCAUUGACAAGCAGACGUCGGUGGUGGUGGGAGGCGGCGGAGGGGCGGCAGGAGCCGGCGGCAGGGAGGCGGCGACGGCGGGCUUUGCGGCGCCGCCGGAGGCCGCGGUGGCGGUGGAGGCAGCGGCGGAGGCGGCUCGGCUGGGCCUGGGGUGGGGGGCGGAUGCUCGGCAACAGUGAUCGCUGGGAUGAAGAAAACAGUGAUUGCUGGGAUAAAGAAGAGUACCGAAGAGAUGAUUGAUCAGAAGAAGGUGUGGUGGGCAGCAGGAGAUGACCGCCUGUUGUGCACAUGUGCACGGGCCACCUGCGCAGCAAUUAUUACUUGGGGUUUGGCAGCCUCAUUCAGCGGUUCCCUAACUCUCAAUCUAGACCAUCUCACAUCGCCUGCAAAGCAUACAGUAUGCACUCGCUUUUGGGUCUUGUGCGCGCCACCUGAUCUCGUCAAAUGCGGGCGACUCGGUUGCCUGAACCCCCUCGGAAGUCGCGCUACUGGGGACCCUUACCGUAC
This is a messenger RNA of Chlamydomonas reinhardtii, 1487 nucleotides long. RefSeq lists its product as uncharacterized. The record is from RefSeq and is a predicted model, not a curated record. NCBI's taxonomy places the organism in Eukaryota, Viridiplantae, Chlorophyta, Chlorophyceae, Chlamydomonadales, Chlamydomonadaceae. Bases 146 to 1159 code for a protein of 337 amino acids. The transcript is spliced from 7 exons.